UUCUAGAACCCAAAAUUUUCACGCAUUUUGGGACGGAAGUUCAAACUACACUCUCUCCGGCAAGCUCCUCCGGCGAAGUCCUUCUCCGACGAGAUCCUCCGGUCAUAUACUUCCCGGAGAUUCCACAGCUGUGUGUGCAAGUUGAUUGUCCCUUGGUGCAGCACAAAGUUGGUGCUUGUUCCUGCUAUAAUGUUGUGUGAAUGAGUAGCUGAAGAAAGUCAGCUUGUUAUUGUGAUGUAAACAGACAUAAUUCUUGGAAAAGAUGGAUUCUACUUCCAAGAACUCUCCCUUUUGCUUAAAAUGGCCUUGGGAUGUUCAUAACCAAAAUCCAAAGAACCCUUUGCCUUGUACCUUUGAAACUCCUUGGCUAUUCAAACCAUUCAAGAAUCUUGGUAUUGGAGUGUUUAAUUUCGUUCAAAACAUAUCAAAACCCCAACCUUUAUCACCUGAAUUAAAUUUCCGGUCGAAUGGUGGAGUCAACCAAAAUAAUACCUUGAAGUUGGUGAAGAAGAAAUUGGCUCCUGCAGAGCAAGCAGAGGUCGAGCAGAGUGUGUUAGCGUGUGCCUUGGCCAGUGGAAAAGAGGGUACUGUUAUUGAAUUUUACUCCCCAAAGUGCCGGCUCUGCAAUUCCUUGGUUAAUUUCGUUAGUGAAGUUGAGAACAGGAAUUCUGACUGGCUCAACAUUGUUAUGGCUGAUGCAGAGAAUGACCAAUGGUUGCCUGAGCUUCUCCAUUAUGACAUAAAGUACGUUCCUUGCUUCGUUCUACUGGACAAAUAUGGGAGGGCACUUGCAAAGACGGGUGUUCCAAAUAGCCGACUGCAUGUUGUGGCUGGUAUUUCUCAUCUCCUCAAAAUGAGACGUUCACAACACAAAUAAUGUGUCUUUGGUUGAUAUAACAACAGAUAAGGGACGUAUGGAUUCUCGAAAAGAAAGGAGUCAUACCGAUAAGGGAAGGGACGUACGGAUUAUCAAGAAGAAAGGAGUCAUAUUGAUGAUUCCACGAAUCCCGUGAGUGAAUUAAAUUAAAUCUACAUUAGUUCUAACUCGAAUCGCCUCAUCUAUCCUUCUGAGAAGGAGUUUGGUUUCAAAUCCCGAUUUAAAGAGUAAACCAUGUUAAGAUUUACGCAAAUGUCCAUUUUAAAGCUACUAUUUUGAUUUUGUUCCUAUUUUUAUUUUUAUUUUUGUUUAUUUCAGUAUUUUGUUCAUAUUUUUAAAAGUAAUAAAGUUAUGCAAAUAUAGCCCUUGAGUUGUUGAGUAGGGGCGCAACUCGUAUA
This is a messenger RNA of Solanum dulcamara, 1275 nucleotides long. RefSeq lists its product as uncharacterized. Gene Ontology annotation, biological process: cell redox homeostasis. Bases 263 to 877 code for a protein of 204 amino acids. The transcript is spliced from 4 exons. The record is from RefSeq and is a predicted model, not a curated record. NCBI's taxonomy places the organism in Eukaryota, Viridiplantae, Streptophyta, Magnoliopsida, Solanales, Solanaceae.